Messenger RNA from Rhinolophus ferrumequinum (greater horseshoe bat), 777 nucleotides. It is a transcript of the gene ODF4, whose product is annotated as outer dense fiber of sperm tails 4. The record is from RefSeq and is a predicted model, not a curated record. Lineage: Eukaryota; Metazoa; Chordata; Mammalia; Chiroptera; Rhinolophidae.
AUGUUCAAGCUGGGGAAAGAGGAUAUUAAGAGUGAGUUCCCUGGAUCAGGAGGAGAAAGCCUGAGCACCACAAGCCUGGAAAGGGAGGAGAGGGUUGGGAAGGAGAAUGGGGUGGAGGUGAACCUGAGACAAGACAGGGUGUGGAACUCCAUCUUUACCCACAACAGAAACAGAUUGUUGCCUGUGGCGUACCACCGGGGCUCUCUGUUGCCCCUGCAAUGGAGAAUUACACACAGUUCCCAGUGGAAGGCACAGGUGCUAGCCUGGCUCAGCCUGAUCGCCUUCAUCCGGCUGCUGGUCGUGGUCUUCUCCAAGAAUUGGUUGUACCUCUCUAAGAUCCGCCUCCACCAGCGCUGGCCCAUGAAUGUUAGCAACAGAAUCUCCAUGUCGGCCCGCAUCAUGUCCAUAGGGCUCCUGCAGAUCUGCAAAUCCAAGAGCUGUUCCAACUCAGAGACUGGGAAAGUUACCUUCAUCUUUUUCACCCUCAUGUUGUUUCCUAUUAACAUCUGGAUCUUUGAAUUGAAUGGGAGUUUAUCAAUCCCCAUUGGCUGGGGCUAUUACAUUGGUUGGGUGGUGUUUGUCCUCUAUGUCAUCUGUGCAUUCUUCUUCUACUUCAACAACAAAAAUUUCUGGAGUCUGAUUUUGAGCCAUCCCUCUGACAUCAUGUCCUGCAGCAGCAGUUCCAGGUCAGACUCUCUGAAUGAGAAGAUUGUCCCAAACACCUUGGUCAACCAGGAAGAAGUCUUGGAUCUUGAGCAAGAGAAGGCAUCUCUGUAA